CACUCUGAUCUAUGGCUCAUUGUCAUACCCAUGGUCAGCCGCUCCUUUAUUAUUGUGUGUGCAUUAUUAUCUUUCUGAUUUGCAUCAGCGCAACUGCCAAACCAGAAUGGCAUAUAACAAGAUUCAGCUGCCCAGCUUCAGGAAACUGGCUAAAUCAUGGCGGUGAUAUAUACAACCGCAGAUAUGCCUGCGGCGAGAACAAGAUUAGCCCUUCAACUGUGUCUAAGCUAAAGUUGAAAUGGGAAUUUUAUGCAGGCAAAGACAUAUCAGCGACGCCUGCAAUAUUGAAAGGGGUGGUGUAUUUCCCAAGCUGGAAUGGGUAUCUCUAUGCAGUGAAUGCAAGUGAUGGGUCUCUGUUGUGGGAGAGGAACCUUCAAAAGCUAACUGGCCUUAAUGCAACUGUACGUACUGGUAAUGUGACUGCAAUUGUUUCCAGAUCAACCCCUUCCAUUGUUGGUGAGACACUAAUCAUAGGGAUUUAUGGUCCGGCUGUUGUGAUUGGUGUCAAACGAGCAACUGGAGAUCUCUUAUGGAUGACCCUCCUUGACAGGCAUCCUGCAGGUCUCAUUACAAUGUCUGGAACAUAUUACAAUGGGGCUUUCUAUGUUGGAACAUCUUCACUGGAAGAAGGUUCAAGUAAAGCACAUUGUUGCACCUUCCGUGGCAGGUUUGCCAAGUUAGAUGUGUGGACAGGCAAAGUUUUGUGGCAAACCUUUAUGCUGCCAGACAACAAAGGCAAAAGAGGAGAAUAUGCUGGAGCAGCUAUAUGGGGAAGUAGCCCUUCUAUAGAUGCUCAUAGAGGCCACGUUUAUAUUGCCACUGGAAACCUAUACUCAGCACCAAAACACGUCCUCAAAUGUCAGGAAAAACAGAACAAUAAAACUACUACUCCUACUACUUCAGACAAGUGUGUUGAGCCUGAAAACCAUUCAGACUCAAUACUGGCAUUGGAUUUGGAUACUGGUAAAAUCAAGUGGUUUAGACAACUUGGGGGCUAUGAUGUGUUCUUCAUUGCGUGCAUUAAUUCAUCUUCUACUCCAAAUUGCCCUCCUGGGCCAAACCCAGAUGCAGAUUUUGGAGAAGCACCAAUGAUGCUAAGUGUAGUGGUGAAUGGAAGUACACGCGACAUUGUUGUGGCUGUCCAAAAAAGUGGAUUUGCUUGGGCCUUGGAUCGUGAUAAUGGAGAAAUGGUGUGGUAUACUGAAGCUGGUCCUGGAGGUUUUGUUGGUGGUGGAACUUGGGGAGCAGCCACAGACAAUGAAAGGGUGUAUACAAGCAUUGCAAAUAGCAACAGGUUAAACUUCACACUUUUACCCUCCAAGAACGUGACCAUUGGUGGUGGGUGGGUGGCCAUGGAUGCACAAACAGGGAAAAUACUGUGGUCAACAGCAGUUCCAGAUACUGGCUUGUCAAACCCUGUGACUGUUGCCAAUGGAGUCCUGUUUGCUGGCUCAGUACAUCCAAGAGGGCCGGUUUUCGCCAUUAAUGCGAAGACGGGAGAAAUACUAUGGUCAUAUUACACUGGGGCGACUGUGUAUGGAGGCAUGUCAGUGAGCAAUGGAUGUGUGUAUGUUGGUAAUGGAUAUCGGGUUUCUAUCGGAGCAGGAAUUCCAAUCUUCACAGGAGGAACCUCCCUCUUUGCAUUCUGUCUGGAAUAAUAAUAAGCUCUUUUGUUGUUCUGUGCUUGAAUUGAUACUUUAUGGAUGUAAUAAUUAAUGUAUGUAAAAGCU
Ipomoea nil (Japanese morning glory) is the source of this 1730-nucleotide messenger RNA. Its product is annotated as polyvinylalcohol dehydrogenase-like. NCBI's taxonomy places the organism in Eukaryota, Viridiplantae, Streptophyta, Magnoliopsida, Solanales, Convolvulaceae. The coding region runs from base 12 to 1658 and encodes 548 amino acids. The record is from RefSeq and is a predicted model, not a curated record. The transcript is spliced from 4 exons.